AUGCCCGUAACAGGGAGAGCUCAGACUGAGGAGAAAGAAAAGGGGCAAGAUAAGAAGAGCACCAGCAAGAACAAGUCGGGGAAUAAGCCAAUAUACCACGACUACGACGAAGCCACCAAAGGAGUUCCACAGCCGGUCCGAGACCAGCGAAAGACCGAUGGUGUCUGUGUGCGAUGUGGCCGAAAGGGUCAUCUUUGGAAAUGGUGUCGUUCAGAUGCUAAUAGCAGUGCAUCUAUCCCCUCUUUCUCCCGAAAGCGUACCCGCGAUGACGAUUGCGACCACGAUAUGGAACCACCGGAACCCCAACCUCAGAGGAAGCGAAUGAGGCACCGUGCUAGGAAGCCGGCUGCGAUGGCUGCUGCGGAGUAUACCAGUGGGCAAGCGUUUGUGCGAGAACGCGGAUCGGAAUCUGAGAUGGAUUUCGAUGAGGAUUUUUAA
This is a messenger RNA of Morchella sextelata, 438 nucleotides long. RefSeq lists its product as uncharacterized. The coding region runs from base 1 to 438 and encodes 145 amino acids. Gene Ontology annotation, molecular function: zinc ion binding; nucleic acid binding. The record is from RefSeq and is a predicted model, not a curated record. NCBI's taxonomy places the organism in Eukaryota, Fungi, Ascomycota, Pezizomycetes, Pezizales, Morchellaceae. The transcript has a single exon.